UCAAAAUACAUUUGAAACCAGUCCGGGUUUUGAAUUUAUUUGUUAAUUUUAUUUUAGAUUAUGUUACCAAAUUUGUCAAAUUAAUAAUGCUGCUGCCGUUAAAUGAUUUUGUUCCCAAACUUGACUCGAACUCAAAUAUCUAUCUGCUAAAGCGCCAAAUUGCAGAGAAUGGAACAAAAACACAAACACAGCUCUUUCAAGUGUUCCGAUUCCGAAUCGAAGACACAGGAACCGCCAACAAUGUCGAAGUCGAAUAAAGUAAUAUCUGGGCCUAGUUGUGAUAGUGGAGCCACGGAGCCUAUAAAGAAUAGUGCCGAAAACCAAUCUAAUCUAAAAUCUAAGGGUUUUCGCAGCCUUUUUAAAAUACUGCCAUUUGGCUCUAGCAAUAAAUCAAAAGGACUGUCAAAUAAAAAGCAAAAUGAUAAGGCCAAUACUCCCCUAGAGGACGAAGACAUACGUCGAUUGAUUGGCCUAUAUUCGAAAUACGAAAAUCUGUACAAUUGCAACAACUCGCAAUAUGGCAACAAGCAAAUCGAUAAUAUAUACUAUUCGGAUAUGGCACGCUCCUUUACCAACAAAACGGGUCCAGACAUCCAAGCUACGCUAAUAGAGCUGCGCGCGGAAUUUGAACAUGAAUACGCCUUAAUUCAGAAUGCUCGUCUCAGCGAUGGAUGCAAUUUGACGCCCACUUUUGCAUACUAUAAUGAGUUUCUAUUUCUAGUUCCUUUUAUCAGCAUGGAAAAGACAACGGAAGAGGCAGAGGAGCGAUCACAGGAAGAACCGACACACAUUGAUGUGUCUACAUUUAGCAGUCAAUGCAGCAAUACACACUAUACUUCAGACAAAUCAUUAGGCGCUAAUGGUCUGGUGAAGUACAGCACCGCGACUUUUCAAAAUCAAUGCGUUUCACAUUUGCCUGGAACCCAAUUUGUGGGGUUGACGUCAAGAAAUAUAAUAAAAAACCCAUUAUCAAAUAGUAAACAUAAAAAUUUCGGCAAGAAAAAAAAGUCACUCGACCACAAGUCGAAAAUUGAGGAAAACGCAAAGCUAUUAGACAAGAAACCGAACAACUAUGCUAAAUCGAUAGAAGAUACUGAACCAGAGCAGAAUGCUAAAUCGAGAAACGAUACGGAAUCACUAAGGAAUGAUCAAUCGCUAAAUGAUACGGAACCUUUAAGGACGGAUGAGUCGAAAAUUAAAUCGGAAUUGCAAAAAGAUACGGAUACAUUAGGGAGAGAUAAAUCAAAUGCAGGUGGACCAACGGUAGCCAACUCGAAGAAUGAUGUGGAUUUAGAUAACCAGGAUUUGAAAUCGGAAUAUCAAACCCAAACUUCUGCUGAUAAGCAGCAAGCACAUGUUCAAAUACAAACUUCGGAAUCAGCACUACAGAAAGCUCUGAGCCGUGGACAGCAAAGUUCCCGUCUCUCGAGUAGAUUUGACCAAUCCAAAUGCAUAGCCCUUACAAACAGGCCAAACCAAGCUCAACAUAAUGGAAAUCAACGCAUAUGUGAGCCACGAAGCAGGCAAGAGCAGCGCGCUGGAUCGUCUAGAAACAAUGGACAUCAGCUGGAAAUGCUGUGCGAAAUGAUUAAAGCGGAGCUCAGCUCAGCUCCAGAUUGCAUUUACUUCGAUGCCAAGUGGCGUAUUAUCGAGAUUUUGCGCGAGGUAAACAAGCGACAAAUGAUCUACAAAAAGGGUGAUCCGUCGCAAGGUACAAACCGUAAAACCGACAUCGAGACCUAUUAUAAUAUUAGGGUUAACAAUAGUAACAUGCGAAACAUGAGCAGCAGCUGCCCAUACUCCAAGAUGGAAGCAUUAUUGAGCAGCUCAAAGUUGUUCAAGCAUUGGCCAAGCAUUCUAUUUGGUUUUCUCAUCGCAAUGGCUAUUAAGUACAUCAAAAUCUGCCGAAUGCGACGAUCGGAAAAGUUAUCGGGGGAAGAGCAUAUUGCAGUCGAAUUCACAACGACUGAUGGUGACAUCUUGCCUGCUUUGGAGGAGAAACUACAUGUGCCAUAUGUUCCUGGGCGGAAUCUCAACCCAAAUGGUGCCAUGCGUUUCUAUGAGCUGAUGAUGGAUCGUCGCAGUGUUCGUUCGUUUAAAGCCAAUUGUAAACCAUCUAUAGAUGUAAUAGAAUAUUGCAUACGUGCUGCGGGAACGGCACCGAGUGGUGCACACACCGAGCCUUGGACGUUUUGUUUGGUGGAAGAGAUGGGUGUGAAGCAGGCUGUGCGGGAGAUUGUCGAGCGUGAGGAGCAUAUAAACUACAGCACACGAAUGCACGCACAGUGGGUGACGGACCUGCGGCCUUUGCGCACAACCGCAAUCAAGCCAUAUCUCACGGAUGCGCCCUAUCUGAUUCUAAUAUUUAAGCAAACGCAUGGCACAACAGUCGACGGACGCAAGAAACUGCAUUACUAUAAUGAGAUAUCAACGUCCAUUGCCACCGGAAUACUAUUGUGUGCUCUCCAAGCAGCUGGGCUUUGCUCGCUGGUCACCACGCCUCUUAAUUGUGGCCCUGCUUUAAGACGCUUACUCGAUCGGCCAAAUAACGAAAAAUUGUUAAUUCUACUUGCUGUAGGUUAUGCGACGGACGAUUGCAGUGUGCCGGAUUUGGAACGCAAAAGACUACAAGACAUCAUGGUUAAAUAUUAAUUAUUUUAUGCAAAAAGAUU
Drosophila hydei is the source of this 2672-nucleotide messenger RNA. RefSeq lists its product as uncharacterized. Lineage: Eukaryota; Metazoa; Arthropoda; Insecta; Diptera; Drosophilidae. The record is from RefSeq and is a predicted model, not a curated record. Gene Ontology annotation, molecular function: oxidoreductase activity. The transcript is spliced from 3 exons. The coding region runs from base 169 to 2652 and encodes 827 amino acids.